AUGGCAGGAGACUCGACCUCAGUUUCCCCUACCCCUCAAGAACGCCCAAGGAAAGAGGACCUCCCAAAACGAAUCCAACGAUUCUAUCGAUCGCUUUCUCUAGACUGGGAAGACUGUAACCCGAACCUGAACACCGACGAGGCAACUACCACACAAGUCAACGACGCAAUCGCCAACACACUCUACUUUUACGAUGAGUCAGAAUACCAAGGCAAGCUCCUAUGGCGGUAUUUUAAGGAUGAUUUUAGCCACUGGACAGAAGCAACCUUCCAGCAAGGAACCGCUAACCUUGUUCGAGAACUCCGUGACUUUCUACGUGAAAAGGGUGUCUAUUGCACUAGAGACGGAGGAGCUGUCUCAGCUAGCCUGAUGCGAGUCAUCCAGGAAACAAAUCGAUCAACCUGGCCCACAGAGGGAGACGAUGACGAAAAGCGCACCAAUAUCAUCUAUAAUCUCACAUCAGACCUUGAAAUAAGCACAUCCCCAACGUUUACCCCACGAGACCAAUCUUCACAGAGCCUGCAAAAUCCCAACAAACACGACAACCACGAACUCAUCGCCAAGAAGGUCACUGAAUUAAACAAGCUGUAUACUGAUGACGAGAAAUACAGCGGCAAGCUUUAUGACUUCUUCCAAAGCAAGAUCAUGCUCUUCAAGGACAAGUGUCAGCGCAUUAAUAUGCCCGAGGAAGGACUCGCAAAAGCCCUUCCGACGAUGCUUAAAGGGGACGCUAUGGCUUAUUACCUGGAUAACCUAGCAACCAACACUCCGCCUUUCGCGACGAUGGCAACGAUGAUCCAACAGCGGUUCGAGACAGACAAUACAACCCAGCUCUACUGGGAUGAGUUACGACGCACCACAUUACGAGCUAUCAUGGCUAAAGAACCCAACAAGUCAUUGUCUGACGCCCUCGAAGAUCUUCUUCAGAAGAUUAAACAAACUUAUCGAGGCAUCAGAGGACCCCUGCUUGAUGACCGAGAAAUGCAAAAUACACUGCUAUCUGCCGUCACAGGCAUUCCUGAGUGCGAUAAAGCUAUCUACGAUGGCGCUUCGACUUUCGAGGACUUAGCCUCCAAGAUCCGCAAGUCCAUUCGGAUUUCAGAAGAUAACAAAAAGGCUACAGCUCAGUACCACAGCGAAGCCCACUUCGUUGACCGCCAAUUUUCCAAUGGCGACAAUAGGAGGUCUAGGUUCACAGUUAAACGCAACCAACGCUUGAAACCAAGAUGCUACGUUUGCCAGAAGGAGGGAUGCUGGUCAUUUAAGCAUUCUGAUAAAGAACGUCAACAGGCUAGAGAAAACUGGUUUCGCUCACGAAAGCACCAGACGACGCCAACAGAGAAGAAAUGGCAAGCUUUUGUAGCUCUAUGCGAAGACCAGGGAAAGGAUGUCGAAGAUGAUGACGCCGGCAAGUUUGACUCUUUCGAAGAGCUUAUCAAUGAAGCAGAAGCUCUAGUCGCCGAAGAACGAACCAAAGAGGAAGACCUCAACCCGCCAGGCAUAUUCCAGCACUUCACAAGCAGCCUAGUAAACACGUCAUUCUUCACUAAGGCCCCUACACCUAGAAGUGAGGAUGUACUCGCUGCAUUGCAGGACCAAGCCUUCCGUCAUGCUCUCUUAAAAGACGACCCAUCCAACGAAGUUGAAAAACCUGAUGACAAUGCCUUCAUCUCUGACGACCGCUACUCCAGCGAGACCUUCAGAGGGAUCCUCCCAGAUACAGGUGCAUCAGGCGUGUCAUCUGCAGGCUUCCCACAAGUUCAAGCCCUGCAGAGACUUCAACCUUCGCUAAAGAUCAACGAGGCUGAAAAGCACAAGGUUAAAUUUGGCGCCGGAUCUGGCACCACGAUUGGAGUACUGAGGAUGCCUACAAUCUUAGGCAUAAUCAACUUCCACAAGGCCAAAUUUUCUCUACAUCAUACAGGGGCCAAGAUGCUCUCCAGAAGUCUGUCAUGUCGGUUCAUACGUUUCACCUUCGAAUGUCUUACUGCCACGGCUGCCUUAACAAUGCUCUGGUGUUUUUACGAUUUCACGUCCACCGCCGGAUACCUUGUGUUGAGGUCUAAAGACAACCCUUCAAGAGAUAACUUUCAGACGAACCCCUCAGAACAGGGUAUUCCUAUUCCUAACUUGGUUCACUUCGUCUACAUCCUCAAAGACCCUGACAGCGAGCUUGCAUUCGACUUCAGCGACUUCCUGUCCGUGUUCGCUGCUUCGUACUACUGGCACCCUGACGCCAUAUACUUGCACACCGAUGCCCCACAAGGCACCAUUCAACGAGCGCGAGAUGGGCUAUCUGGGAAAUGGAGUAGACUCAUUUUUGGUAUAUCGAGUCUUCAUGUAGUGCCUGCUUCAGUUCCGACACACGCCGGCAAUGGGGCGGAAAUUAAUCUCGUGGAACACAAAUCAGACUUUGUCCGGGUCGAAGCUAUUCGAGCGUUCGGAGGUACCUAUAUCGACUUUGAUGCACAUCCACUACGAGACAUAACGAUGCUUCGCGAGAGUGGUUUCAGUUCCAUUGGCGGGAGGCAACUUGGAGGACAAGUGAUGUCUGGUACCUUCAUGUCGAAGAAAGGCAGCAAGAUGAUCAAUCUCUGGGCCGAAGAGAUGCAUCAAGUAUACAACGGUGGUUGGACUACCCACAGCAAUGAUGUUAUAACACGUGUUGGGGAGAAGCUAGUGAGCGAGCCCGGCGAGAUGCUUAUUAUGGAACGAGAAGCCUUCGCUCCUGGUAGCUGGAACAGCGAAGAUUGCGUUCAGCUUUUUGAGGUUCACGAGGACUCAGCCUCAAACAUGGAGGACAUUCCACCUGGCGCCCGCUUAUCGUCGUCUGAUGGCGACUCUCCCGGCGUGGGGAACUAUUCUGAGGACUCUCCAUCGUGGGCGACCGACUGGUCAAGGACGUACGUUCUUCAUGCCUUCAACCCACAACGAUCUGGGGUGUCAAUCAAUGGAUUUGAUCACAUCACACCACGUUAUGUGCUAGAAAGGCGAAGCAAUUUUGCACGGGCAGUUUACCCAGUGGCUAAGCUCUUGUACGAUCGUGGUUUGCUGGAUGCAAAUGAUUUAUGA
This is a messenger RNA of Metarhizium robertsii ARSEF 23, 3072 nucleotides long. Its product is annotated as glycosyl transferase. The coding region runs from base 1 to 3072 and encodes 1023 amino acids. The record is from RefSeq and is a predicted model, not a curated record. NCBI's taxonomy places the organism in Eukaryota, Fungi, Ascomycota, Sordariomycetes, Hypocreales, Clavicipitaceae. The transcript is spliced from 2 exons.